Phytophthora infestans T30-4 is the source of this 1017-nucleotide messenger RNA. Its product is annotated as RNA pseudouridine synthase, putative. Gene Ontology annotation, molecular function: RNA binding; pseudouridine synthase activity. The coding region runs from base 229 to 945 and encodes 238 amino acids. The record is from RefSeq and is a predicted model, not a curated record. Lineage: Eukaryota; Oomycota; Peronosporomycetes; Peronosporales; Peronosporaceae. Gene Ontology annotation, biological process: pseudouridine synthesis. The transcript is spliced from 4 exons.
CGCAUGAUACGUCUGGAGCGACUCGUGCAGCGGCUUCAGGCUUCUCCUGCCCCCAUCGGCCAACGCCGAGGCGUACUCACCAUUAAGAAGUUUACGCGGACCGAAGCUUCGCUUAAGCAGGCAAAGUCUAAGGCCGGCGCAGCAGUUUCCGAUGGCAUUGAGGCCACCCCAAACGAUGCAACGACUGCAGGUACGCCAUCCACCGUGCGGCUGGCCAAACGAAUCGCCAUGUCAGGCCUGUGCUCGCGGCGGGAGGCUGAGAAGCGCAUCCAAAGCUUUGACGUGACGGUAAACGGGCACGUGGUGGCCGAUGUAGCUACAAAAGUGGACGCAGAGAAGGAUGUCGUGGCAGUUGACGGCCGUGUGCUGUCCAAGACGCAGAAGACUAAAGUCUGGAUGGCCUACAAAAUGAAAGGGGAAUUGGUGACCAACAGCGACCCACAGGACCGAGCAACGAUCUUCGACCGACUGCGGGUAAUGGGCCUCACACAGCACAUGAUGCCGGUGGGCCGACUUGACUUCAACACAGAGGGAUUACUACUCUUCACUAACGACGGAGACUACGCAAGGGAGCUGGAACACCCCAAGACGGGCGUCUCUCGUGUAUAUCGUGCGCUGGUGCGUGGCAACGUGGCCGAGUCGAAACUGGAGGAGCUGAAACGAGGGCCGCUGGUGGACGGCGUCAAGUAUCGACCCAUUAAGGUGACAGUGCAGUCUACCGACAAGAAGGACUCGUGGUUGCAAGUGAAGGUCGCUGAGGGAAAGAAUCGCGAGGUCCGAAAGGCGCUGGCUCACGUGCGACUGGUGGUCAAGCAGUUGAUUCGUGUUCAGUAUGGGCCUUAUCGCCUUGCUGAUCUCCCGUCUGGCGCUGUGCUGGAAGUGCGUCCAAAGUCUCUCGAGAAGAAACAAUAUCGGAAGCGAGACGAAGACGAGCAACAACGGUAAUGCUUCGUCUUGUCUCGACGUAAAGGCUUGCUGCUGCCUUUUAAGGUACUUUGCAUAGAAACCCCAAGCCCA